GUCAGUCCGUGAGAGAUGGGCCCGGCGCCGUCAUCGCUGCGUGUCCACGGAGAAUUCCGCAAGUACAUCCGUCAAUGGAACAUAUUGGACGUCAUGGUGGCCCGCAUGAAGUACAAGCUGCUCACGCUGCGGUAUUGCAUCAACAUGGAGCAGCUCUCGAGAAUCCUGGGACGGCAAUUGCCCGACCCUCUUGUCGCGCUGAUCUUUAAAGUGUUUGCACCGAAAAGCAUUCGCGUGUCGCCAGCAGUUCCUGUCGUUGAUGCCUUGGAGGUCUUUGUCGGUCUCAUCUUGGUCUGUCAAGCAACGUUACCUCAAAGAAUUGCCUGUAUGUAUCGCGGAAUCCGUCGUUCCACGCAACUGACACCUUCAAGCAUAGUCAUGUUUGAUCUCGCCGACGUUCAAGGAAAAGGCCAACUGAGCAGCAGUGAAUUGUCUAUACUUCUCGGUGGCGUUGCCCGCAGCAUCGUCAAGAUGACGUCGCCACCGUUUGCCGUGAAUAUGCCAGACACGGCGCAACAGAUUGCCAUAUCGAGCAUCUCCACUCAAGCCAAGCGUGUGGAUGGCAUUGACAAAGCAUCGUUUUGCACGUGGGCGUUGAACAACAUGCUCUUGUCUUCGUAUCUCCGCGCCUGCACGGGGCAAGACCUGCCGCGCAUGUACAUUGGACUUGAGAAGACCAACACCUUUCUCGGGUACGUCGAGUUUGAUUCGUUGCCGCAGAUGAAGGCGACGUCGGUGGACGGAUUGCGCAAGCUGGCGGCGGCGCAGCUGUCCGUGGUACUACCCCCAGAAUUCGCCUUCCUGUCUCACGGUCGACGCGUGGCCAAAUUCAACGAACCCAACGUCAAAGCGUGGAGUUUGAUCCCAUUUGCCCUUCUCGGCACACCUGGCAUGCAUCUCGACGACCCAUCGUAUCGUGGCAAAGCAACGCCCGACGUACCCCACCCAAACGACCGCCCCGCUCAGAUGUUUCAGUUUCGCCAUCACGACCACAUUGUCGAAUCGUACUCGGUGCAUGUCCAAACCAUCCAGCCCGUGAGUAAACACCACCACUUCCGGCUGCGACGAUGUUGCGUGUACUGGCGCCCGAGUCAGUAUUGGUGUGGCGACUGGUUACUCGACCAAUCUCGCCUUGCGUCGACGUCGCGCGCUCGACUUUGCCAUCGAUUGAAAAAGCAACUGCGAUUACCUAUGCGUGGAAUGGUGGUCAAGGACGUACAUGGACGCAUCGUGUCCAACAACCCACGGCUAUCGCAUGUUCAGUCCAAGCUGCGUCUCUUGGCGCUGGAAACCCAGCUGGCGUCCGCCGCUGCCCCUUCGGCCGAUGUGCAGGGCUCGGCGAUGAUUGUCGAUCUGCUGGAAGAUCAAGACUCUAACCACCAGAACAUACCAACAUCCGGCCGCCAUCGUUCACGACUCGUGAAAAGCAAGGUGAAGCACACUAAGGCAAAGUGGCACGUCGUGGAUGGCCACGCGACGCUGCCCAAUGCGUGGUCCAGUACAACCACAACCCUGGCAUUGGAAAGCGACCAGGUGCAGAGUUUCCCCGUGGUGUGGAUUCGGUCCCUGGCCGAGACAUCGUCGCCGCUGGACGACAUGGACAUCUCGCACAAGAACGCGACGGAUUUACUGCACGCGAUCGUCCAAACGCUGGCGGACAAACGAGCGAUCAACGUGCCCGAUGUGCUCGGUCGCACGAUGCUGCAUCAUGCCGCCGUGUACGGCCACUACCGCCUUCUGGACGUCCUCCUCGCCGAGCACGCGCUCGUGAAUGUCGGCGACGCACAGCGCAACACCCCCCUCCACGUCGCAGCGAGUCGCUGUCGAUUGAAAGAAGUCAGCGCGUUGCUCACGAACGGCGCGUCCACGACAGCAUUGAAUGUCCACCACCAACUGCCUCUGCUCUUGGCGUUGUAUGCCGCCCACCGCCAGCGCCACAAGGUCAAGUCCAACGAUGUGCUCACCAAGUACACUGUGAUUGAGCAGGUGGUGGAUCUGCUGUGGGAUCGCACGCCAGCGCAAUGGUGGCAUGUCCCGGAUGCAUACGGCGUGACCAUGUUUGAUCUGGAGCAGUCGAUUUUCGGCGACAUAUUCCAAGCCGCCCGCGCGGGUCUUGUGCCGCGGAUCCAACACUUGAUCGAGUCGAGAAAAGUGUCAGACAUCAACACUCCCAUGUCGGUGCUGCAGCGAACGGCGCUGCAUGAAGCGUGUGAGCGGGGCCGGUACAACGCAUGCGACUACUUGAUUCGCCAUGGCGCCGAUGUGUUUGCCACAGACCUGCGUGGGUCCACGCCACUCCACGUGGCCGCUCGCCGUGGAUUUGACAAAAUCGUCGAGCUGGUCGUGCAUCAGUACCCGAAAUCCACGCUCUUGCAAGACAUCAACGGCAAAACAGCACUUCAUUUGGCCAUCGAAGCAUCCAAGUCAAGUGUGGCGUUGUACCUGAUCCAUCGCAUGUCCAACGUGCACAUCCAAGACGCCUUUGGGUACACCCCGCUGCAUGUGGCUUGUUUGAUGGGCAAGCAGGACGUGGCCUCGGCGCUCUUGGCCGCGGGGGCCAGUCCAGCCACGAAUCGACUGUUGAUACCUACACUCCCCACGGACGCCCCCAAGAACCGGUUGAAGUCGCCCCACUUGCUCGGGUUGUAUUGGAAACGCCACAUGGGCACAACCAUCAUGAUUGAGCACAGUGCCGAAUGUUUGCUUCGAGGGUGGGCCGUCCAGUUGUUUACGCCCCACUCGGCAGCGUACUUUGAACUGUUCAAGCUGUUGCUGCACACACCCGGAGGAUGGUCGGUCUUGUCCACCGACUGCCAGAACCAGCCCAUGGCGCAUCACCUCGUGGCGCGGCUCGCAGACAACUCCAGUGUGGUUGUGCAAUGCCUGGAUGAACUCGCGAAAGCGCAACUGCUGUCGAUCAACAACUUGGACCCCCAAGGCAACACCCUCCUCCUCCAAGAAUGCAAACGAGUAUGUCGAACGAAUCACCAGUCGCUCGCGGUAGUUCGAUGCCUGCUUCACUACGGCGCCAACCAGAACUUGCCCAACAACGCCCGCGAGUCCCCGCUACUGUGUGCCGCCUUUUAUGGCCAUGACGCGCUGCUGGAGCUGCUGCUGGACACGGUUCCGCCAGACUUUGCCUCGAAAAGUGCACAGGUCGCCAACUCGCCCCUCCACUUGGCGUGCCUUGGGGGCCACCUCACGACAAUUCAAAUUCUGCUCGCGAGUGGAGCGGUGCUGAAUGCCUGUGCUGAAGAAUCUCCACUCUGUUAUGGGAUUCGAUCUGGCAAACCCGACGUGGUGCAGCUUUUACUCCACCGUGGCGCAGACGUCAACGUGUGGUGCCCGCUGUCACGUUCCGUUGGCAUGUUUGGCCACCAAAGUCGACUGCGUGAACCGAUGGACAUGGGGUCCCCGUUGACAUUGCUGUUGCAUCUCGUGUCCACUCGAGUGUUUCAAUCUCCAACGUACGACAUGCCACCGACCCAGCCGGAACUCCUCGCCGAAAACCAGCACAUGUACUUGUCCAAGGAAGAAUUUGCCCACCGGGAAAUAUGGCGAACUUGGCAAACCAUCGGCAACAUGCUGGGCACGAAACUGCAGGACGUGGACGCAGCCGUCAAAGUGCAUGUGUAUGCUUCAGACAUUGCCAAAGCGUGCGAAUUGGGGUUUUGGGCACUUGCGAGUCAACUCUUGGCCGCGCGACAUAUUCCUUUUCCCCGCGUAUGCGACGACGUCGACGUCAAAGAAGCCAUCCACUACGCCGCCGCCGCCGGCCAGACCGCGAUCGUCUCCGCCCUCAUCGCAAGCGGAGUCAACCCGAACGUCAAAGUCAAGCAUGUGACAAGGCCGCUGGGAAUAGCCCGCCGUGUGCAGCCAGCCAAGUUUGCAGUUGGGCCCUUGUAUUUCGCAUACUCCCGGGGCCAGUUGGUCACCGCCGCCAAGUUGCACUUGCUGGGCAGCUCGGUUGAGAGUCUGCCGAGAUUGCGCCGUGCGAUCGUGCUUGACGGGGGUCUCAAUGGCUGGAUGAAGCUGCAAUACGUGGUCGGGAGACGCCUUGACAGCCAGCAGUUCAGCCAACACGUCAGCAUGGUGCGGCAGCUGGAAUUCGCCACGCGUGUGCAGUGGACGCUGGUGCACGUGGCGUGUCAGCGGGGCUCCCUGGACCUGCUGCAAUUGUACGUCAAAGCUGGCAUGUCACUUCACGACAUCACGCCCAACCACGGCCAUACGCCGUUGACGCUGGCCAUCCAGUACGAGCACUUGACGUUGGCGCAGUGGAUUUGCAACAACCAUGCCGCCGCAGUGCAAGUCAAAGCCCCUCACUUGCCCCUUGCGACAGCGUGCGGACUACCCGCUCAGUCUGACGUAAAACGUCCGCUUGUCCGUCAACUGUUGCACCAGAACCUCGUCGCAGUUUCCGACAUGGGUGGGGACGGCCAUACUGCUCUCGACCGUGCUGCGCUCGUUGGGGACUCUGUCGUGGUGGACCAGCUGCUUAGCGAAGCGCAUGCCAAGCCCACAGUGCGCACCGUCGUCGCGGCGCUCAACGGCCACUGCGACGACGUUGUCCAGCGAAUCACAACGUCGUGGCACAGCAUGGAAGGAGCCACGUUUGACCACCUGUUGCGCAUUUUCAUCCUCGCGUCGUCGCAGAGCCAGUGGCCGUUGCUACUGCAUCUGUUGACAUUGUCGGAUUCUGCAGUGGAUCCUGUGGCCACGUGGAUUCGACGGGCGGCGUCGUGUUGUUUGAUUUUGCACCGAGCGGCUGCCGCCAACCAAACGAACGUGGUGAAGCGGCUGCUUGGGCAAGGCGUGCCGGCCGAUUUGGUCGUGGUGGAAAUACCUGGUACAAAGUCCCCUCUCUGGUACGCUUCGAUCCACGGAGCCCUGAAUUCGUUUUUGGCGCUGGCGUUGCACUUGCCCCAUCAUCAGUCGUGUCUUCCAGCGAUCUUGCAACAUCGAGCCCAUCAUACGUGGACGCUGAACUGCUUGUCGUUGCCACUGCACUCGAUCGACAUGACCGACGUGGUUCGAAUCGGGGGCUACGAAACGUGCACGUGGCGGAACCUGUCUGGGUUUUCGUGCUACCAAGCUGAAUCGACCAAACCAUUGCGUAUCAUCCACCGCUGCAUCCAGUACUGGAUUGCCCAUUUGCAGCACCAGCCUCUGAAUCAAGACAACCAAACGCUGCUGCACUUGGCAGCGAAAGCAGGAGACAUUCCAACCAUUCACGCGCUGGUCCAAGCUGGAGCGGCCCUGGACGUGGUCAAUAACCACAUGCAAUCGCCUGCGAUGGUGGUCGCGCAACGCUGUGACGCCACAGGAACUAAAGUCCUAGAGUACCUGUGGCCGUUGUUGUCGGACGAACAGAAGGCGAAAACCUGCCAAGCGUGCACGCAAAGCAGCCCUAUCAACCUCGCGACAUUAAGCUGGUGUUUGCAAGAAACCAAGUUCUUCAAAGGCAUGCACUACGCCCCAGCCAUUCUGUCUGGCCAGGCUCGAGCUGUCGACCUCUUGCUUGCAGCGAGUAUUCCCCUCGAGUUUACAGCGUGGCCAAACCUCGUGUUGGUUCUUCAAUCGCGUCAAGGCAAACACUGUCAAGGCCUGAUGACGUCGUUGCUGGCCGUGCUGGACGUAUCCGUUUCAUUGCCAGUGGUGGCCAGCAUCGUGGUUGCUGCUGCCAGCUUUCAUUGGUGGCACAUUGUACUUCAUUUGCUGCAGCUGUUUAGUAUCCCACUGACAAAAGCGCUCAAUCAAAAUGACAGCUCCAAACGUCGUCGGUCGGUUCUCCAUCUUGCCGUCAUAUGUGGCCAGCAUCAUGUCGUACAGCAUCUGUUGCAGCAAGGAUCGAAGAUAACGACUGACAGCAAAGGACAAACUCCCCUGCACUUGAUUGCCUGGAUUGGGGACUUGGGGCUGUUCCAGGUAUUCACUCGAUGCGUACCGGCCGACCAACUCGUCGCUGCUCUCAAUGUCAAGGAUUCCACAGAGCAUACUGCGCUUCACGUGGCUGCCAUUCGAGGUCAUUUGGCCAUCUUGGAAGCAUUUCAAGCCGCCGGAGCGAGCGCUGAACUGCGCACGGCCAAGGGGUGGACGGCGGCAUUGCUCGCUGCCAAAUACAACCAGUUGCAUAUUGUCAUGAAGUUUGUGUUGCAAAAACCGGCUGCCGUGUUACUGGAAACUCUGCAAGGCGAAUCCAUCACGGUCGUCGCUGCCAAAUACGGCGCGUUUCGCGUAGUCAGUUGGCUCGUCUUGACGCUCAAUAUGACCCCCCCAGACAUGCAAGCGCUUGUGUCGAUGGAUGGUCGAACACUGGUCCACUACGCCGCUUUGUACAGCCAGCUGUCGUUCUUGACCACCCAUAGCUGCUUGAACCAAACCAUCAACACCAAGGAUUCAUACGGGUGUCUGCCGCUGCACUAUGCGCUCAUGCAAGGUCGAGUGGAAGUGGUUCAAUACCUGUGCUGGAACGGCAGCCACGUCCACGGCGCCAUCCAGAGCCCGUUGUUGAGCUCCGAUUCGUUUGACAUUGCCAUGCUCUUGGGGUGGUCGCCUCUUCCUGGCUGGUUUUCCCACCUCUUGACGUCCAACGCUGGGCAAUCGGCACGACAGCCGCCCACUAGUGCGACGCGCCAUUUGAAUCUCCGCACGUGGCCAUUUCCGUCGACGUCGCUUUUGGAGUUUGCCGCUGCCUCUGGCCUCAUGACCACCGUCUCGUACGUGCUGAGCAUCUUGCGGUACAUGCCCAUGCUGUGCGCGGGAACGUUGGAAGUCCGCCAGCGCAUUUUCAUGACGGCGGUGGCUCGGAAUCACGUCGACGUGGUGGACAUUCUGUUGACGUCCGACAUUGUCCACACGAUUGAAGACCCUCUCGACCACACCCAAGUGCAAUCCCAGUACUUUGGGGACUUCAUUGACAUUGCCAUUCAGCAAUCCGCCCAUCGCGGCCUCGAAGCCAUGACGUUGUGUCUGCUGCGCCAUUGGAAGGGGGUGGGGCUGACCCGUGCCCCUGCUGGGACCGACGUUGUGCCCUCGUGUUUUGACUUUGCCUUUCAGUUUGCCGUGGUGCUCCAACACGCGUGUAUCUAUGGCCACCUCGAUUUGAUCCGCUAUUUGGUCGUCCGAGGGGGAGCUACCAUCUUGGGCUACCGCGUGGACGAAGGCCCGGCGUUGGUGUACGCCUUUGCGUUUGGGCAGCUUGAUGCAGUGCGGGUGUUGAUGCAACUCGGCGCUGAAAUCAGUGCGCUGGAUACGUACCACGCCCCGUCCCUCAAGCGCUGGUUCGAAUACAAGGAACCAAGUAUGGUGCAAAUUGAAUGGCAAGUUGCCAGUCCGAUUCUACGACGACGAAGACCAAGUUUCUGUGGGCCAGUCGAGCAAUACGAAGUUCUGGAGCGCUUGCCCAAAGACAUGCUGGAAACCAUUGUGAAAGCCUCGAUAGGAAGCGUAUAAUACUUGCCCAAGCAUGCUGCCAGUAGUGAAAUCGACGAGAUAACGGUCCGACCUUUGAACACAGUCGAGUCUAUUGAUAAUAAAUCGUACUGCAAAGCACUUGGCUUGCAUCCUGG
This is a messenger RNA of Aphanomyces astaci, 7571 nucleotides long. RefSeq lists its product as hypothetical. NCBI's taxonomy places the organism in Eukaryota, Oomycota, Saprolegniomycetes, Saprolegniales, Verrucalvaceae. The transcript has 17 exons. The coding region runs from base 16 to 7455 and encodes 2479 amino acids. Gene Ontology annotation, molecular function: protein binding; calcium ion binding. The record is from RefSeq and is a predicted model, not a curated record.